CAUGUGAGCUAGCUUCUUUGCGGCGAAUGCACUUACCGGAAUCAGCCGCAAAGACGGGCUUUGUGAUGCUCGGCUUCUUACUGGGCAGAGCAUCGCCAGCAUCGUCGGGCUUGACGGGGUCAAGCAGAAACUAAGCUCAUCAGAAACAGUGUUGCAUGGAAGUUUGUGGAAGCUACCUUGCUGGCCCUUUUCUGCCUUUUGGCGGGCAAUUCGAGCAGCUCUCGAGCAGUCAUGUAGCAGUCUAGUAGCUACAGUAAGCUCAGUAGCGAAUAGCCAAGCAAUAGAGGGAGAGUCCUUGUCUUGGUGUAGAAAGCGUUUAAAGUUUGGAGAUCUGUGAACGGCGGCAAAGAAAAAAAAGACUCAACGAGAAGCAUCAGGGCACACGACCAACAAGGCGCCUCCCUCUCUUGUUACCUGGAUGAACAAGGAGCACUCAGUCUUGCCAUCAGACUCGUCAAGUGGCUCGCAACCGCUUCAUGGCCUCGAGACUGGAAAUGCGCAGGCGGUCGCAGGAGUGAAGGGGCAGACCAAGAACAGAGCUGCAAAGAAGGCGGCAAAGAAGCCUAGCAGUGCGCCUCCUGCCAUCUCAGGUUCAGCACUUGGUGAGAUUGCAAAGAAAGAUGUCUCGAAGGCAUCAGUGCCGGUGGCAGCUCAGAAAAAUGCUUCCAAGGAACGUGGCGAGACGCGCGACAGCCUUGUGCGCAAAGACCUAGCGCUGUUUAACGUUGACCAAGCAUCGAAGCGCAGUCGAUCGAUGAUUCGCGUCAAGGUGGACAAACGCCCAGUCAAGGUACUUUGUCUGCGCAUGCCAGUAGGCACUGCACCAACACCCGAAUUGCCACCGCUUAAACCCAUCAAGGUGCAGUUGCCUGGACAGCCUCAGCACGCUAUAUGCACAGCUUCACCAGCACAGUCAAUAGCAGCAAAGGAGAAUACGAAACAAGAGCGUGUACGCCGUAAAGCGGGCAAAGCUGGUAAUGCCCUUGAACGCAAGCUCAGUCAAAUGAUUCUCUCGCAUCAGCAUCCGCGUGCAGCAGAGAGGACGCCCUCCGUGUCACGCAGUUCGUGUAUGGAGAGCGCACACUCUCGUUCCAUGUCGCCGGAAGCAGCAGGCUUCCUGAGUAUGAUGGAGGCAACGCCGAUGCCCUUUACUGAGGCACCGGGCCCACUAUCAUACGGGUAUGGUCCACAACCGCCGUUGAUGAUGCAAGGCUAUCCACCUGCCAUGCCAGCACAGCAUCAUCAUCAUCACCACUACCCGCCUUCCAUGUCGUACGGCCAACCGUAUCCAAUGAUGCAGCAUCAGCCUGUGUACAUGGCGCCCAACAUGGAAUAUCAAGCAAUACACGAGCGUAAAAGAUCGUCUCUCUCCGGGAUGCCAAUGAAUGGUAUGGUCUACUACGAUGAUAUGACGCCUGCUCCUGUGGCGAUGGCAGGACCUGGGUCAUACUAUGGUAUGUCAGACUAUGCAGCGUAUGGCUAUGCGAUGCCGCCGCCCGAUUACACCAACGCAGCGAUGCAUGGGUCUUAUGAGGCCUUCUCGCCACCGCAGUAACGUCUCUCACCCUCUUGAACCUUGGCCUUUUGCACGUAGUCCUCUUCAGUCUUCAUAGCGCGCGACAUUUUCGCAUUUCGUCACCUUACAACAACACCACAACCAGCCUCUCAUCCUCUCUUCCAAGACUGGCCUAGUUAU
Molecule: messenger RNA, 1696 nt
Organism: Protomyces lactucae-debilis
Lineage: Eukaryota; Fungi; Ascomycota; Taphrinomycetes; Taphrinales; Protomycetaceae
Exons: 1
Coding region: 419-1555 (378 amino acids)
Source: RefSeq, a predicted model, not a curated record